Molecule: messenger RNA, 519 nt
Organism: Protopolystoma xenopodis
Lineage: Eukaryota; Metazoa; Platyhelminthes; Monogenea; Polystomatidea; Polystomatidae
Source: the annotation of a GenBank genome assembly
UUGAUAUAUAUAAGUUUUAUUAAAUUCACUUUCCGACCCAAACUUUCCAGGUUAAUCAAUGUGUUUGAUCCUGCCUCCCUUGGGACAUCGCCUCGCAAUUAUAUUCUUCCAUCUGUGCCGGCACCUUCAUCAUCCGACGAUCAGUUAGGGAGCGUGGGUGCCUUUGGACUGCCCGCCUCCUGCCUCACGCCGGAAAUACUUGACAAACCGGCCAGAUUAGCACCAGCCUUGGCGCCAACGGUUAUUGUAUCUAUGGCGUCUGAAGAGCCUAUGGCGCCUGGUGGUGGGGUUCAGAUAUGCAUGAUUUGCGGUGAUCAUUCGACAGGUCGGCAUUAUGGUGUUGUAUCUUGUGAGGGCUGUAAAGGUUUUUUCAAGCGCACUGUGCGUCGCCAGCUUGUCUAUGUUUGUCGAGAGGUAGGCAACUGCCUUAUCGACAAGAAGAAGAGGACGCGCUGUCAGCACUGCCGCUUCCAGAAGUGUCUCAAAGCGGGCAUGCUCAGGGAAGGCAAGUCAUCCUAA